AUGAAUACAAUUAAUGAAUAUUAAUUAUAAAUACCUGUUACGAAACAACUUGAAUAAAUUAAUGAACAAUCAAAUAUGGAAGGCAGUAUUAUAUUAAGUAAUGAGAGACUGAGUUAAAAAUAAAAAAAAUUAGAAAUUAGAGUAUUUGAUAUAAUUUCUUUUAGUAAAUAACUUCAAGUAGAUUGAUACCUAUUAAUAAUGAAAAGUUACCAAGAUUAUCUCUAAGUAAAUCUCCACCCUAAUAACUUAAAACAAUUAGAGCUAUAACUGAUUAUCAAGCACCUUCUAAAUUAUAAACAAUUAAAUCUUUUAGGACAAAUACAGAAAAUGAUGCAAAUUUUUAUACUGAUGAUGAAAAAGGUAAACCUAAAUUCAGAAGGGAUGAUAAAAAAUCAAAAACUAGCAAUUAGAAAACUGGAAUUUAUGAGAAUCCUUAAAAUAAAAAGUUUAUUGAGUUUGCCGAUUAAAUUAGAAGACUCAAAGAUUAAUUAGAUUCGUUAUAAGUAUAUUUAAUUUUAUUAACUAAGAAAUAUUUGAAUAAUUCAAGAAAGUUAUUCCUAGUUGUGAGGAAUAUUGUUGAAAAAAGAAAGAAUCUAAGAAAAAUUUUACUCAAGAAUGGUAAAGAUGAACUUAUAGAAUUUUCUGAUAUCGAAAAAUAUUGUAGUGUUAAAGAAUUCAUUAAUAUCAAUGGAGAAUAAAAACUAGUUGAUAAAUUAAAUAUCUCAUUAUUAGAUGAUAUUAUCUAUGCCAACGAAGUAUUAGAGAAUUUGAAAAUAUAAAAUGAAAUUCUAGAUAUUAAAGAAAUGGCUGACUAAGUACUUUUUAAUACAAAUUAUGAUUAUAAUAGAAAAAAAUUAAAUAAGCAGGUUGAACAAAAUAUUAAAAAUCAAUUAAGAAGAAGACUUAAAAUUAUCUUUUGA
Molecule: messenger RNA, 920 nt
Organism: Paramecium primaurelia
Lineage: Eukaryota; Ciliophora; Oligohymenophorea; Peniculida; Parameciidae
Source: the annotation of a GenBank genome assembly